AUGUCCGGCUAUGGUCGAAAUGAGCCCCCGAGCGGGAUUUACCAGGUAAAAUUGGAAAAAAACGUAGCUCUUGAAUUUUCAGAGAAGUUUGGUGAGUUCUAGAAAGUGAAGAUUGCUAGUUUCAAUAGUCACUUUCCCAAGAAAAAAAGUUUUUCAUUUGUUUAUUGAAUUUUUUUAGGUUGAUCGACUAAUAAUUUGUACAUUUAGUAAAAUUCAAAUUUUUUUCGUGCCAUUAAGCGGAAUAUAUUUUUUUCCGCUGAAUUUUUCUACUUUACUUUCUCAUGAGAGGAACUGGAAAAAUUCACUGUGAAAAGAACUUGAUAAAAAAAGAAUUUUUUUAAAAGUUUGAGGUUUUAAAAAUUAUUCUACAACUGGCUGAAGUUUUUCAAAGGCUCAAAUUCGAGAAUAAUUUAAUUAUUGACGCAAAUAAAAUUAUGAAUGUUUCAAUCUUGUUAGGCGCCUUCAAACAACUACUUGUAAGGAAAUAAAGUUCAAAAAUGUUUUUUUUUCUCAUAUAAUCGAUUUUUUUCAAUUUCGCUUAAGAAACCAUCAAACUUUCUGCCUGCAGAAGUUCGCAAAAAAAGAAAAUAUAUUGAAAAAAUCUACUUACAGAGAGUGAUGGGACUCCAUGGACAGGACAAGGUGCUCAUUGUCGCCACAUUCGCUACCGCGGUUCGUUUCGCUUCAAAAGACACCCUAAAACCAAAAAUUACUUAUUUAUUUAUUAUUUUACUGAUGAAAUACAAAAAAAUGAUAAUUAACUUCAAAAUUGAUACAGGUGGUUGGAGCGGCUCUGAUCGUCGUCGGGUUCAUUCUUCGCUUUGGUGGGGGCUUCGCGACUUUCAGCACGUAUGCUCAAAAGGUGAACAUGAAUAAGAUUUUUGUUGAAAAAAUGCGACAAAAAUAAAUUUCUUUUCCAAGCGAGAUCGAUGGCGCGCACUUGACCGCGUGAAAUUAUUUUUGGUCAAUAAAUUUUCUAUUUUGGAGUUACUCUUGAAUUUAAAAUAGUUUUUCCCAUUUAGUUUACGCUCUAUAAUUUUCGAAAAUCGAGAUGAAACUUCAGGAUAAUGAUUUCCUGGAGCUCAAGCGGCUGGACAUGAUCUUCGGACUUUUUGUUGCCGCCGCCGGAAUCCUGAUUCUUUCGUUUUUCCUCGCAGUUUAUGCGGCUUGGACUCAGAACAAGUUUUUGUUAAGAGCGGUUGGUUUAUAUUUUUUUCUUUCAAUUUUCUAAUUUUAUUAGAAAUAAUUUUAUCGGAGGCAAUGAAAAAUAAUAGAUGUUGAUUGCAACCUCGAUAAUUGACUCUCUUUUUUUUUCGAUUCUUUGAUCUCGAAUUUGAAUCUUCAAUCACACAAUUCAUCAAUUAUUCGAUGAAUUCCGUAUUUCUACAAAGAAAAAGAACGAAAACCAAAGCCCAAUAAUUCACUGCAGAAUGGGUCAUUUUAUGACAGUUUGAUACAGUUUUAUGGCGUUUCCACGUGAGAAUUUUUGGUAUGAAGUUUGGAAAAAGCUGAAAAAUGAUGGAAAAAUAAUGAAACGAGGAAAAAUUUAUGACUCUUGAACUCCGGAUGCAUAUUUCAAAACAAAUCAUGAAAAAAAAUUCCUUUUGUAAGAAUAAUUUUCAAAGGGUGAUUUUUUGGUUCAACUUUUGUUUGAGAUUGUUUUCUUUUUUUUGAAUACUUCCAUUUAUUUAUGAACUUAAGUUCAAAAAAAAUAUAUUGAAAUUCGGGUCUUCAAACGAUUGGUCAGUCCAAAUUCCGAACGAACUUUUUUCAAUCUAGUUUUUCUUCAAACGUUAGUAUACUUUCAGUGCAACCUAAUUACUUUUCUUCAUUCAAAAAAGGUGCUCGUAACUAUUUUCAGCGACAUUAUCUCAAAAAAGUCAUAAAAAUCCGGUAACGUGGCUAAAAGGAGCGAUAAGCCGUUUGACGGCAGCGCUCCGGGGCGUGAAAUAAACAUCGUAACUGCCGAUUUUCGACGGUACUUUUGAUCUCAAAAGUUGAGAACUACUCGAAAAAGAAGUCAUGAAAUCUUAUGAAAGCAACAAAUAAACUGAUAAUUAGACCAUAUUGGAAAAAUUGUUGUUCUUAAAACUCUAAAAAAAUUUCAUUGAAUUUUUUUGAAUCACCCAGAAUCGUAUCCUAAUUCUCAAAUAUAUAUAUUUUUUUAGAAAAAAAUAACUUACUUUCGUUCUUAAUGAAUUUUUUUAACUAUCUUUUUUCUUCUGCCCCGAGUUGAGCCUAAUUUAAUCCUUUUUUUGAGCUCAUUUUUAUUCAAAUUAAAAAAAUUAACAUUUUUCUAGUACUGCGCGAUCAUCGGCCUGAUGAUCGUGGUCCAAUUGGUGGCCGGUCUUUUGUCUUUCACAUAUUCGGACCAGAUCAACCAACUGGCCAGCGAUGAUAUUCUCUACGAAUCCCUUUACAAGGCGGCUUCGAAGUAGGAGUUCAUUCUUCCUGUAGUUUUCUAUGAAUUUUUCUUAGAAUCAAUGGAAAAGGAACAGGUUCAUCGAACGACGAAGUUCAGUUCUGGUCCCACACACAAGACGUUGUUAGUUUUUUUUUUUUUUGAAUCCGAAAAAAAUUACCGCCUUAUUUAGGUUUUCAUAUUUUUUCUAGAAAUAAGACUUGUGAACGCUAGAAUGGUCUCUAUAGGGGCCCUUGAAGGUUAUCCCCUAGGAGCCACUUCACGUCGACUAUAAGAGCCACUGAAGCUUGCAAAAGAGGCCUCUAUAGGGGAGCAUUUGCCUUUUAUUGUUAUUCUUUCAUUUAGUAAAUCCAUGAGCAAAAGCAUUAACGGUCAGACCCUAAACCCCUCUAGGGAGCACUUUUAGUUCCUAUAUAGGGCUGUUCUAGCCCCUAACCCCUAUAGGGACCACUCUGGCGUUCCUAAGGACUGAAAAUUUUGCAGUUCGCUUGCUGCGGAGUUUUGAACAGCCAAGAUUGGCUGGCGGCCGCAGUUCCGAUGAACCAACUCGACGGGAUUCAUUGCUACCAGCCCCAUUAUAAUGAUGUUAGUUUUGGUCUCGUUUUCCUGAUUUUCAUAUUUUCAUUGUAUCUCUUAGGUUCAUUUGAAUCAUUUAGUCAAAAACUGAGCUCAAAGACUAAGCAAAUAAUUAUUUUUCAUUAUUUUUUUUUUCACUGAAGGAACCUGAACGGUAACUCGAGUACUAAUCGUGCUCAGAUGGCCUAAAAACUUAAAUCAACUUAUUUUUCAAUCUAACCUACUAAAUUCGAAAAGUUCGAUGUGUUAAAAAAAACAGGGGAACCGAAAAAUGAUCAUUUCAGGGCUGCGAGAAGAAAAUCCGAUCGCGAAUUUCCGGUGACGCUCAAUACCUCGGCGCCGCCUCGAUGGGUGUUUUGGUCGUUGAGGUUUCGUGACUACAUUUGGAAUGGCUCUCACCAGUCCAAUUCUUAACUUUCAAAAAAAAAACCAAGGAAUUUUGCAGUUGAUCGCCUGUUUUCUGGCCGGCUACCGUGCCUACAACCUCGCUCAUCCAGAGUUCAACGAAAGCAACAAAUUGUGA
Molecule: messenger RNA, 3521 nt
Organism: Caenorhabditis auriculariae
Lineage: Eukaryota; Metazoa; Nematoda; Chromadorea; Rhabditida; Rhabditidae
Source: the annotation of a GenBank genome assembly